AUGCAUUUACAAACGGCCACCAGCGCAACCACUGCGACGAUGGCAUACCCAACUCUCCCCGCUUCGCCCACGCUCACGAAUCCUGACAUGAUCCUGCCAUACGGUGACGAAUACGAUUCUCCCCCUUCUCGACCACUUUCGCCAGACAACCAGUGGGGAGGCUCGAAGCAAGCCAAUAUGCAGUUCUCCAUUGGACCUCCCAUGGGACCUCUCACACCGACUACCCCUAUAAUCUACGGGAAUGGGACAAUGUUAUCGGAUAUUGGGGAAGUGACAGAGGCGGAGAGCACACCAGGACGAAGGCUACCAGGACCAGCCGAAAGGAGGAUGCUCAAACAGCAGGCGCAAAACAAUAGCAAUGCGCGCCUGCGGUCAAGCCCCACACUGGGGGGAAUGCGGUCUAGUCCAACAGUGGGCUACGAUGCGGUAAUGAAGCGAGCGAAGACUGGGACACAUCAGAGAACCGUUUCCAUUGAAUCGACAAGUACGGUAACAUCUGAAGGCCAAUCGGCCGAGAUAUUUAAAGAUUUUGAUGAUGGAAUUAGCGUGGACGACAGCAACUUCCAGGGGGAUGAUGAGGAGAGUGUUGCGGAUUCAUAUUCGUAUAGCCAGGAAGUAAUUGCACAAGAAACACAGCGCUUAUCGAAUAGGAAUAGCAUGGUUGGGGUGGACGAGGACGGCAAUUCAAGUGCUGCAUUGAGCAGGAGAGCCGAACAAAUCCUGCUGAAUGCAAAGAGAAGGCUUAAUAAUAUGGAGGGAAACCUCACACGAGCUCGAAGUACCCUGCACAAAACUGCUUCCGGCUCUUUGUCUUCCAUCCACAGUAGCAGUCCGUUGUCGAGAUCGACCCCUUCUCCCCCACAAAGUGGCGGACUAACAUCUCAUUUUGCCGCACCGCCUUCAAUGCACCGGCAGAUACAUGCAUCUUCCAAUCCCAUGGCGGGAAGCCCAGGACACUCGAGGGUUUACAGCGAGAACUCUAUAUCACCGAAUAUGCGAACGCCCCAGUUUCCGGCUAGAUCAACAAGUGCAGCGGCUCGAUACAUUGGUAAAGGCGGAACGGAUGUCAAUCAACGGUCGCCGACGUCGCCCCAGGAUAGUAUCAGAGAGGAAUCCAACAACACACCCACCCCUCGAGUUCCUUCAAGUCGAACCUCACCUCCAAACAGAACUUCACCCCCACAUGCUGGUGCACUCGAGCCGCUGGGGGAAGACGAGACUCUGGUGGAUUUUGAAGCCGACAGAGCGAGCAUUCAGUCCAGCGCGGAUGGUCAUCUAGGGCCUAGUGGUGACCAUCGAGGUUUGACUCGUUCGGCAUCUUCGAUGCAAAUGCGCGACAUUCGGGAUCAAAUGCAUGAUUUGAAGGGUAGACUUUCCGUGUUACGGGAUCGGGCUCGAGAUGAUACUAUGAAACGCCGAAGUUUACAAAGUCUCAGAACGCCAAGUCCUUUUACGGCCGCUGAACAGUGGUACACUGCUGCAAAAGGCUAUGGUGAGGGUGGGCUGAGUGCAGAUGCAGGCGUUGCGCAUCCUCCUUGGAAUCAAGAAUCCCAGGACACGAAAGAUAUUAAUGUUGAUGCGAAUCCCGAGAGGCUUGGUCAUGAGGAGCAGGGACAUGCACCCGAGUAUGCAGCCUCUGAUGUUACGAGCGUCUACGAAGAUGUUAACGAAGAACUCCACUCGACAGAUCUUUCAGCUCGCCCACAAGAACCACGAAUCAUAGAGGAAAAACAUGAUGGUGCAAAACUGGCUGGGAAAGAUGAAGAGCAGAAUGAGACUGAUGAAGAUGACUAUAAUGACGAGAUUGUUAACCGCGAGGAGGUUGAUGACUAUGAGAGCGAUGCAUCGUCUUACCAUGACACUGUUACGACAGCUAUUUCACACGAGGAUCGUGAAGACGCAUUCGAUUACGAACACUUCUUCUUGCACAGUGCCAUGGGUACUAUUAGCCGGCAAAGAAAUGGUCGACGAGAAAGUUUCAGCUCUGAUGACUCUGUAGAAACAACGAGAGGUCCUACAACGCAGACCACAGGAGGGAGGCCAAUUUCCCAUAUCCGAAACAGUAGCAAUACUUCCGUGUCGACAUUUGCAUCUUUUGCAACGGCGACAGAGGGACGACGUUCAGUGGAUCUACGAGAUGAGGACCGGGGAGACUUUGCCGUUCAACACAUUGUUGCACCCGAACGCGAUUCAUCGACCCCCGUGAGCGCAAAGCGACUGACUUUUGGUGACGGCUCUCCCAUCCAAAAUGGUUACACAGUUGAUCGACAAUCACCAUCAGACGAAAUGGAGAGGCCUCCGUCUGUAAUUCACGACCGAAAGAAUCGGGAUGGGACGAGCCACCCGCACAAAGCCUCCGUCGCAUCUCUCGAGUCGUCCUACAGCGAAGGCUCAACUGGAUCGGCUCGCAGUUUCCCCCUUGUGAACAAAGCCAAAUCCAGUCAGUCGCUCACGCCAAAUGGUUCAAGAGAAAAUGAACAGGGGUCGCCAGUCCACAUGCUAGCGCAGGAAGAUCAAAUUCUUGUUGAGAAACUGGUAGCCAGUCUAGGAAAAUGCGUAUUAGGUCUAUCGGAAUCCGGGCGUGAAAGCUAUGACAGCCGGGUCUGGAAGCGCAGACUAGACGCCGCAAGGCGGGUGCUCGAUGGGGAAGAAGGCGCUAUUUGA
Messenger RNA from Lachnellula hyalina, 2664 nucleotides. RefSeq lists its product as uncharacterized. The record is from RefSeq and is a predicted model, not a curated record. The transcript is spliced from 2 exons. NCBI's taxonomy places the organism in Eukaryota, Fungi, Ascomycota, Leotiomycetes, Helotiales, Lachnaceae. Bases 1 to 2664 code for a protein of 887 amino acids.